AUGCUCUCAUGCCCACUGCCUUACCCCUUCCCUCCCCUCUGCUUCUCGAUACCAUUAGGCACUUCCUUUCCUUUGUGGGCGCCCAUCUCCGAUCUGGCCACUUGGUCCAGCACCUUUUCUACCACGCUGCCGGCCCCCACACAGGAAUAUGCUGGUCCGUUCACCCCCUUCUUCGCCCUCCCUCCCAACAGCGUUUCAGACCCCGCCCUCGUGCCCCUCUUUCGGCUCACCUUUUCCCCUCCCUCCCUUUGCACAGGCUUUCAACUCUGGCAUCGUGACGUGACCUCCAGCUACGCACGAGUCCCCACCGACUCGUACAACGGCUUUGCCAUGGUCUCCCCCUACCAUUGGUUCAACCAGUUUCCCUCCGCCUCGGGCUCUGACUUUCAAUUUCAGGCCACGCUGACGUCUGCCCCCGUCGACGUCACCUCAGUCUGCGAGAGCACCGCCAUCUACCUCGAGGCCGACACAUACUCGAGCGUCUGCUCCAACUGCCACAUGCGUGUGGAAUGGUACGACGAGACCCAGACCGUGGUCAAAUCAGACUAUUUUGUCUCCGCUUCCCGCAACGGAGGCAGCCGCAACGUGCAAGAGUUUUUCUUCGUGCCCACUGGGGCCACGUCCUUCCGUAUCAUCCUGCAAAGUGAAAGCUCCUCCUCUUCCGAUCGCAACUCUUAUCUGGCCAUUGACAACAUUGUCAUCCGUGCUGGGAUUCCCGACGACUCCCUCGACAUCUGCAGCCCCGCUGCUGCUGACCCCGAACUUGCCGUUUGGCGUGGUGGUGACGGUGAAUUUCACAACGCCAGCCAUUGGUGCUUUGGUCGCCUGCCCCGACAGCGCCGCACCCUCAUCAAUUGCACCGGCCUGGAACAGUGCUUGGUGCGCGUCGACCACGCAGAGCUCGUCAGUGAGCUCCAAGCCACCGAUAGCGUCGUCCUGACUCUGUUUGCCGAGCUCCGCACCUAUCGGCCCUCGACUGUGGGUACCCUCCUGUUGCAAGCAAGCAACCCCCGCUUUUUCGCUGGUACAAGCCUCGUUGUUGCCCGCCGAGCCAGUUUGCGCUAUGGUGCCUUUCUCGGUGACCUCGUGGUGCACGGUUCCCUCGACACCUUUAGCCCUUUAUCCUACCAAGACUUCAGUUUUGAAGCGGGCAGCACCGUCAAGCUCCUUCCAACCGAGCCCACCACAUAUCACUUUUCACAGCGCUCCUACAAUGACCUUGAGCUGUACUCUGCCACCUUGUACGCCAACAACCUCUCAACCCUGAUUUUUGACAACAUCUACAGCAGUGAUAGCUUCAGCACCUUUGAUAUGGUGGCUGACGGCGCUCGCAUUGAGCUUCACGGCGACGCUCCCAUCUACGUUGACCAGGGCCUCAUCCUUGCCAAUGGCUCAACCCUCAUCUCCUAUGGGCCCUCCGUACGCCUCACCGGAGGUCAUCUUUUGUGCAGCGACGCCACCCUCACGGCCAACCAGUCCACCAACUUCUUCUUUGGUCCAAGCACGGGCUUUCUCAGUCCCACUUGUCGCGUCGAGGCCAACGUGUCCUUUGUUGGCUACUCGGGAGAUCUGAUCGUGCAGUCGUCCGUCUUUGAGCCCGAACGCAUCCUGGUCACGGGCGGUUCGCACAUGCUUGAUGCCUCGGCCAACCCUAGCCGUCUCAACAACUUGGAAAUGACGGGUGGUAUCCUCACCUUUGAUUCUUCCGUGGACCUGUCGUCUCUUCGCAACAUCAGUGCCCUCGGUGGCAGCUUAUACAUCAACCAACCCCUUGACCUGGACCUGCUCACCCUUUGCUAUCGUGGCAGCACCAACUGCGACGUGCGCCUCGGCAACGACAUGCAGGUGGACGUCUUCAUUUGGAACGGUGGCUACCUCAACGCCCAGCGCAACGACUACACGCUCAAGGUCCGCGACCAAGUACAUCCGGGCCCUGAGCCUAGAGGCAACCAGGUUUUCUUCACCAGUGACGGCAGUAUCACCUUCCCCUCCUCCUUCUUGAUCAACUACGGCCGCGUCGAGUUCACGCCGCAGUACAAACAGUCCUACCUCAGCUUUUACGGUGGCUUUCACAGCACCGGAUCGGGUAGCCUCAUUGUCAAUGGCGGCACUCUUCGCCUUUAUGGUGCGGUCGAACUUGACAGCGCCGUGUUUGUGGCGGAAGAGGCCACCCUCUCAUUUGAGUCCUGGAGUUACUGCUCCUCUGCCGACUGCGGCUACCUCAAGUACCUCACGAGCAACAGCACCAUUAACGGCUCCGGUAUCAUCAACAUCAAUGACAACUUGCCAAUUGAUGUGGCUAGCAGCUACUUUAGCCCCAACCUGCAGCUCAACAUUCAAUCGGGUGGCCUCAACUUCCGUCUCCGCCGUGAGACCGCCUUUACCGAAGACAUUAUCCUCUCUUCUGGCACCAUCGUCUUUGAGGGCGCGGACGUGACCAUCCGAUACCUGGAGCUGAAUGGCGGUCGCGUCACCUUCCGCAACAAUGCUCAUAUUGAGGGUCUCAUUCAUCAGAAUGGCUACCUCGAGCCGCAGAAGAACCUGAGCAUCACCGACGCUCGUUGGCUUGGGGGAUAUUGGGAAGGUGUGCGUACCAACUCGGUCAUCGUCGGCAACGCCACCUUGUGCGGUUCGAGCACGCACUACCUCACCAACCUGCGCUUUGAGAUCAAUGACCUGGCUGAUUGGGCCGGCUCGGGCGGUAUCUACCUGCAGGGCAACGCGCAGAUGCACAUCGCCGAGAGUGCGCAAAUGACCGUUCGCAACGGCGGCCUGACCCUUUCAGGCAGCUCGCGCACCAUUGGUUUUGUGAAUGACGGCACCGUCUACAUCUCGCCCGCCGAGCUUGAGGGCGCCACCGUCACCUUCUCAUGCGGCGUCCUCUCGCGUGGUGACAUUGGACUCUACGGCGGCACCUGGGCCGUCUCCUCCCUUCUGCUGGAAGGCAACCUGGGCACGGCUACUGGUGCCGUCCUUCGCGUACAGGGUGCUUGGCAUUGGUCCAAGUCCUCCCGCGUGCUUGGUAUUACCGGUCAGGGUCUCGGUGACAUUUAUCUGCUGUCCAACGGCAACAUUAACAGCCAGGCCGUUCGCGCCCGCAGCAUCACCGUCUCUGCUGGUGUGGUUGUGGCCAACGGCGUCUCGCGCUUUGAAGCUGUCGAAGCCGCCAUCACCAGCGGUUACCUCUCCCUUCUGACUGAAGCGGGCGUCGCUUCCAUCCAAAGCCUGUCCAUCAGCGGCUCGGCCGUUGUUCGUAUCACCGAGGCACUGGACUUGGACACCCUCACCCUUCAGGACUCGGCCGAUCUCAUGGUUGAGCAGAGUCUUCGCGUGGGCAGUGAUUUUAGCUGGGUGUCUGGUGACAUCAUGGGCACCGGCGUUGUCGAGGCCCUCGGCACAGUUAUCCUAUCCGGCAGCUCCUACACCCUCUCGGGUGUUCAGCUCAACGCCAACGCCGGCUUUCGGGUGACCAGCUCAGGAUCCCUUUCCCUCACCAACGCCGCUCGCCUCAACACGGCGGCCGGGUCCUCAUCCAGUAUGGCCACUAAUUCCUUUUCCGUAUCUGGCAGCGGUUCUUGGUAUCACCUUGGUUCGCUGGAUCUCGGCGUGGCGCAGUAUUCCGGCAGCGAUUCCAUCUCCAUCAACACUAAUCUCGUGGUGGCUGGAUCGGUUCACGUUACGUCGGGUACCCUCGUCAUGUCCGGGUUUACUUCCAUCUCUGGCGCCAUCACCGUCGAGGAAGACGCCGAGCUACGUGCCACCAACGAUAUCUCCUUCCUGCCUUCCUCUUCUGUUGAGGGAUCGGGCGACGUCGUGUUCACCGGGUCGUCGGUUGACGCCGUGGUCAGCGCACGUGUCUUCAGCGUGGCCAACCUCAAAGUCCAAAGCUCGGCCAAGGCCAGCGUGAGCUUUGAUGGUGACAUUGCCUUCCAGGAGGUGGCCGUUGAAAACAGCGCGUACUUGACGGUCGAGGUGGACUCGCUCACGACAUCCCACCUCUCCAUCUCCUCGGGCUACGCACAGUUGUAUGUCAAAAACUUCACGACGACACGCGCCACCAUCGCCAACAAUGGCCAUUUACAGCUGUACGGCGAGGGCCACAUCCUCUCAGAUCUAGACUAUCAGUCUGGCUACAUUGAGGGCGAGCAGGGCCUGCUCACCGUUUACGACCCGAUGGUGCAGCUCACCUCAACCUCCUCCAGCUAUUACCUGCGCCGAGCCCUUCGCACGACCGGGACGUGGAUCAUUUCCACUGACAACGUCUACGUUGAGGGCGACACCAGUUGGGUCAGCGAGGGUACGGUGAUCAUAGACCACGACGCCAACGUGCGUAUCUCCGGUGCGGGCUACAUUGCCAACAAUGGCAUGCUGCGCGUGUCCAGCUCCACGUGCGUUGAUGUGACCCUGCCUUUUGUGACCAUGGGGCCGGACGCCGCCAUGCUCUUGGCUUGCGGUACCGUUGCCGUGGGUCGCCUCACCACUAGCCCAACGUGCAACAUCACAGUCCUCAGCGGUGCCACCCUUGCCGUCUUGGAUGACGCCACCAUCGAAUCCCCUUUGAUGGGCGGCGGUGACCUCGAAGUGCGCUCGGGUACGACCACGCUCCGCGAGGGCGUGGCCCAUCAGAUUGAGCGCAUGCGCACCACGAGCUCCAAUGCGGUUCUGGACAUCCAAGAUACCGACUCGCUAGAGGGCUUGCGGGAGCUUGUUGCCACGAACGGUGCCAUUCAAGUGCAUGGUACCACUCCUCUGCAGCUGCGCCAGGCUACGGUCUUCAGCGGUACUCUGUCGUUUGCCGUACCCUUCAACACCAGCAGCCUGAUCGUACGCGGCGGUGGUGUCGUGCGUCUGGCUCAUGUCAGCGCCCAGGCCAACCAAAUCACCUGGUCAUCAGGUACCAUCAGUGGCCACGGUGAUGUUUCACUCGAGGUCGCCAACGGCGUGUCGCUCAACACCACUUCGUCGCAUUAUCUGCGUGGCGUACGCUUGAUCGUGCACGGACUCGUCGACGUGGAUGCCGAUGACAACGAACUCAAUCUGUACAUUUACACGGACGCCAUUUUUUAUGCGCAUGGUGGUCUCUUUGUGGAGAGCGGCUUUUCCGUGAGCACCGAGAACGCCAAUGCUUUUGUGGUGAACAAGUCCAUCGAAUUCAAUCCCGUGGACACUAGGAGCAUCAUGCGCUUCUACUGCCCCACCGUCCUCGGCCCCGACACCCAGGUCACCCUCUAUGGUGACUGGGUCAUCGUUGGUGCCCUCAUCGUGGGUGAAAACACCGUUUUCAAUGUGCAGGAGACAGCGCUCCUAAACAUCACAAACCGCGUCCAAGCGGACGCUUCUGUCGUCUUCAACGGCCAUGGCGUCGUCUUCAGCGGAAGCGGCGAUUUUCAACUCCCCACCGGCAGCCUCAUCAACACCACCAACCUGUACAUCGACAAGACUAACGGUGACACGGUUCUCAUUGGCGACAACGUGCGCAGCCGCGUCAUCCUGCGCCAGGGCCGGGCACUCCUAUUGCCCGAGUUUUUGGCACACGAGGAUGCCGAGUUUGUGUAUGAUCAGGAUUCGUACUACGCCUACUACUACCUGGGCGGCCCUGCACGCGUGGAUCGCGACUUUGAGCUCCAAGGCAAUGAUCGUCUCUACGCCCUAUUCCCCGUCGAAUUCACCAAAGAUUUCUCGGGCCACGGCGGUCAGCUUUGGAUGCAAGGCAGCGGCUCGCUGACGUUCAACAAUCUGCGCAGCUGGUCCACUGGCUCGUUUGAAAUUUAUGGUCCGGGCCGCGCAACCGUCAAUGGUCUUUUGGAUGUACGUGGUUCUACGCUGGAUCUUGAGUACAGCCAGUACGCGGCACAACUUGUGACGUACGGCACCACCAUCUUUGAGGGGAGCCUGGCGCUGGACACAUACCGCCACUACAUCAAUUACGGCACGUUGCUAUUGAGCGACGAUACGAACAUUGGGCUGGACAACAUGAUGAACUUUGGUAAUAUUACUGUCACCGGCGGUGAGAUGCAGGUCAAUUCGUUUUUCAACGGCGGAAGUCUCACCUUUGAGAACGACGGCAGCUUGUACCUCAUGAGCUCCGCUGUGGGCUGUGAGGAGCCGUGUGAUUUGUGGAGCAACGUGUCGCUGCGCCUCGGCUCAGACGCACUGAUCUACAAUUCAACGGCGGGCGUUUAUCAUCUGCCUUUUGCCGACCAGUCGGUCACACACUACAAGUACAUCUCCUUCUCGAGCACCCUCGAAAUCUUAGCUUCACAAGAUCCCAAUGCUGUUCUAUGCAUCGACGACUUAUACUUUGGAGCGUACUGGGGCAAUACGCUGCGCACAGCCAUGCCCGUGUACGUGCAUCGUGCUCUGACCUACCGCAGCUCGGCAUCCUAUUACUUCCAGUUGCUGGGCGUCAAUGCCACGGUGUAUUCGCCCGCUGAUAACGUGGUCAUCAAUAGCCAGAGCACCGGGUUCUUGACCGUGAUUGACCAGGAAAAUGACACUUGCGCUGAUUAUGGCUCCUGUGCUUCGUGUGCGGCACGUCCAGAAUGUGGUUGGGACACCUUCUCCAACAUUUGUCGUUCAGGCAGCGUUGAGGGCCCCGCGGAGGGCGUCGCGUGUGGCUGGACUUAUUCUGACAGCGAGUGUCCGCUUGCGUGCUCGGCCCACACGAGUAUGGGUGAUUGCACGACCGCCGAUGCAGCCUGCAUGUGGUGCGAGAUUGAUGAUACCUGCCAGGAUCGUCAUGUCAGUGCCUGCAGCUCUGGGGCCAACUUGGUCUGGACCGGCGCUGCUGGCAACACGGACUUUGAGAAUCCCGAGAACUGGAGCCCCCAGGAGGUGCCCGGCGCCAAUCACGACCUCCUCAUCAACGCCAAUCAACCCAUCACCAUUUCGACCGACUCAUCUUCGACGCCGCUGCAGCUGCGCUCGAUCCAAGUGGUGGGCCAUCAUGGGCAGAUUUCAUUCAAUCUGUAUCGCUCGCUCGUCAUCUCUGGCAAUGCGCACUUUGGCAGUAACGUUCGCGUUUACAUGUCUAAUUACGGUGCCCUGGAUGUGGAUGGCAAGACCACGAUUUUGGGCGAGCUGCAGGGCUACGCCAAUUUUGGUGGCGCCGGCACCGAUGCUUACGUACACACCGUCAGCGACGCGACGGCUGCAUUCACCCUGGACGCCAACAAGGUUGUUCACGUCAACUCUUCGGCAGUCUGGCGCGGCAAUUACGGCUCGCACUCCAUUGCAGCCGGCGCGGAGCUGCGGUUCACGGGUGCUUCCCACUCCUUUGUGGCCGGACACUCCUUCAAUGGGGAUGGUAGCGUGGUCUUUGAGGGUGCGGUCACCAUCUCGCUGCCCGCCGAUACCCACUCAAUUAGCUUCUCGAGCACUGUUGUUUUCCUGAAGGACGUGCUGAUUCAUCAGGGCCUGCUCUCCCUGGAUUCGAGGACCGCCGCCUCUCACGUGAACGGCAACAUCACGCUUGCAACCCGCGCAGCGUGGUUGCGUCUCCGUUAUUCCAAUCACAUCCUCGCGAGAGGCAUUUCCGGCGAUGGCAUUGUGCGUGUGGAGAAUGCAGCCAACAUUACCAUCGGUUCGGGUCUAUCCUUCGGUGUGUCCUUGCUCCAUGUGGACGAUUCCAACUCACACGUGACCCUGGACGCGGUGCAGUUGGCGGGCGUGAGCGAGAUUCGUACCACCAGCUCAGGAACCAUCGAGGUGCGCAGCCAAGCAGAACCCUAUGAACUUCGCCACAUCGACGUGUCGGGUGUCAUGAUCUUCAAUUCGCCCGUGGUCAUCACCGAGCGUUUCCUCCUCUCCAGCGGUACCAUCACAGGCAAUGGCGACGUGACAGUGCGUGCAAGGGACGUGCGCUUGAGCACAGCGACUUUUAGUGCCGGCAGCAACGGCGUACGCCAGGUCGUGUUCGAAACCCCCGUGGACUGGCACAACUCUGGCCUCUACUUGUACAGCACAAAUGCCACCUUUAUGAGCGAGGUGGAGAUGACCACCCCGACUUUGUGCGUCGACGCCGACAGCGCCAUGUUCUUCCUGGCCAAGGCUCGCGUGCAGGACUACAUGGCCACGAGCUCAUCCAGCUCGUGCCGUCAGGGUAAGGUCGUCUUUGAGGAUGAAGUUCUCUUCGAUUAUCCAAGUACAAUGUACAUGAACCUGCAAGUCGAGAUCAAUGGCCAUGCCACUCUGGUCACGGGCACUCUCCAGACCAGCCAUUUCACGCUGCACGGACAACUCGAGAUUGGAGAGGAGGCCACUUUGUACGUCGCGGAAGGCGCAACCUUUGCGUCCAGCUCCGAUGUGAUUGGUAAGGGCCGCCUGUAUUUGGCUGGCGACACCGAAUUGCACGGUAAUGUAAGCGUGCGAGCACUGCAUUUUGUCGAUCCGGUGCGCGCCCACUCCGGCUCGGUCAUUAAAACAGAGACCUUGACCUCAGACAUGAGCUCGGGCGAGACGGCGUACUUUGAGGGCAUUUUGCAGGUCGAUUACCUCUAUUUCUACUCGUACGGCGACAUUUACUUUGACCAAAGCACGUUGGACUGGAAGGCUUUGUCGUUGAGCUACUACGUGCAUCUGCACGUGCCUGGUGCGAUCACCAUUCAUGACCAGCUCGCCUGGAAUGGCGGCACCAUUGACAUGGAAGGAACGGGCAGCGUGGAGGUGCUGGGCAGCGUGGAGGUGACUUCUUAUCGCGCGCUCUACAUCCGUGGCGGCAACAUGACCUACCACGGCGCAGUCGUCUAUGAUACCAGUUACACAACAUACCUGUACGAUGAAGCUUGGUUGCACAUUGCCGAGGGUGCGACCAUGUCCUGCACCGUGAGUUGCAGCUUUAGCAGCGGUGACUUGCGCAUCUCGGGUGACUGGUCGGUGGCCAACACGGGCAGCUUCAGCGUGUCCUCCAACGUGACUCUCGAAAGCACGGGCUCAAUCUACGCGAGCAAUGCCCAGGUGACCUUUUAUGACCGCUUCAUUGCGGAUGGUCGCAUGACCACGGAUCGCAACGGUCAGCUCAACUUUGCCGGCAUCCAGGAGGUGACCCUCAAUCCCUCAAGUCGUGUGGAUGGUCAAGUCUCCGUGGUGGCUUCGUACUCGUACAGCGACGUCCAAGCCAACGUCACGUUCAACACGACCAACCUGAGCUUUGACUCCUUCACCUGCAGCGGCUCUUCUUCCGUACGUUAUCCUCGCUAUAUCCACUUUCCCAAUAUGGCAAGCAAUCACCUGCGAGAAGUCAGUCUGACGGGCGGCAGCUGUGCGCUUGAGCUCCCCGCGAACACCGCCAUCGCGAUUGAGAAGGCGGACGUGCGAAAUGGUCUUCUAUCUGUGCCUGCCACUACAGUGGCCACCAUCACCGAGCUUUAUCUCUAUAACCAGCUGGUCGGAUCGGGUCGGAUCGUGACUGAGCAGCUCGUGGUCCUGGGCUAUUCAAUCACCCUGGAGGGGCUUUCUGUGGAAGCACGCCGUGUGAACAUUAGCGCCUCUUACGUGUACAUGCGUGGUGGUGCCCGUCUGCAGGUCCAGGACUUUGCCAUCUGGACUGGCACCUCGGCCUACCUGUACAUGUAUGACAGCUCUCUUUUCCACGUGCGGUCGGGUGCCACCUUUGCUGUGUACAGUGACCUGAGCGCGAACCGACAGUCGGGCGACCCGCGCCUGGUAUUUGAUGGCGAAGUGAUUGUGUACAAUCGCUACUCCAUUUCGGCAUUUACAUAUGUUACCAACCAAGUCACGAUUGUUGCGGGUGCCUACCUUUCGCUGGGCCAAAGCCAAAUCAGCGGCCAGAUUGUGGCCGCAGAUCCUUCACUGAGUACGUGGCGAUGCUCCAGCACGUGUACCGUGACUGCAUUGGGCCAGCUGAAGAGCGGCACAGUGACGGUCUCAGGCACCUUGACGGCAUACGCUCGUUCGCUGUCACUGCAUACCGUGUCCAUCACGGGUACUCUGCAUGUGCUGCGGCCCGUGGCUGACGACAACACGACCGGCACGCCUACCAUCGCCAACUCAAUCACGUUGCAAUCGAGCGGUCGCCUCGAGCUGGACACGGACGUGACGGUGCCACGCCUGAGCCAGCAGUCAACCUCAACCUACGUGGCGCUACAAUACCGCACGCAACUCUUUGUGCCGAUUCGCUACGACUUUCAAUCGGGCCGGGUGACGGGUACUGGAAAUGCGCGUGUGCUCUCUGCGGCCAAGACGAUUUUCCGAUCUGGUUCAAGCAAGUAUAUCCAGAAUGUGGCCUUUACGGCCCAGGGCACGAGCACCUGGACACAGGGCUACCUUUACCUACAAUCAGGUGGUACUCUGACGGUGCCGAGCGGCUCAACGUUUGUGGCCACCUCCGACUCGAGUAUGUCUGGUUCGGGUUCGUUUGUGGUGCAAGGCACGCUGUCGGUGGAGAACUGCAUUGCCAGCGCUGUCUUUGACGUGCCGAUGAACAUUUCGGGCACCAUCACGACGGCAGGCUCCAUUGCCUUCCGGGGCGACACUACUGUGGCAGCCUCGGGUAUCAUCCAGAUGACCAGCGUGGCUUCAUACGUCCAGGCCGCCAGCAAUCAGCUCAUUCUGCAAGAUGCGGCCAGCAUCCGGGGCCAAGGUCGCGUGGAGGUGUCAUCGGGUCUGUUGGUGUUGGCGUCGGGCGUCCUUAAUGUGCCCUUGGAUCUGACUUCUUCGUCGGCGCGCGUCGAGGUCUUGGAGGGCGGCAAUGCUACUUUGGCCAAGGUGUUCAACUUUGAGGCCGGCUUCUUGCAAGGCAAGGGUCUGCUUUACGCUGCGAACAUUGUGCACUGGGAGUCGGGAACCAUCAACUCCGUGCUGGUGAUUCAGCGCAGCAUGCUGCUGGACUCGGCAAACCAGAAAACCGUCUCCAACUAUGGCGCGCUGUCUGUCGAUGAUGGUGCCACGUUGCAGCUCAGCGCCGGUACCCUCUACCUCUACUACGGCAAGGUGGUGGUUCAGAACGGCGGCACCUUUGUGGUGGACCCAGUGGGUGCGACGAGCAUCAGUCAAUAUUCCUCGGGCUCGCUCUUCAACGCAGGCACGCUGGCCAUCUAUGCAAGCAGUGACGUCUUUUCGUUGGCCGGCCUGCGCAAUGCUGGUUAUUUGUACAUUAUGCGAGGCACCACGCAACUGGCGUCGGGCACCAUCUUCGAGUCGAGCUCCGAGGUACGGGGCAACGGCAACUUGACGACAAGCAGCGACGUGCAGCUCAAUGGCCUGAUGUAUCUUGGUGCCCCCGGUGGCUUUUAUUGCGAGAAUUGCAAUCUGUACACGACCACGUACGGCAUCAUCACGGGCCAGUUUUACGCCAACGAACCCUACUUUGGCCGAAACAACGACAACUGUGAGACGAGUUGGGCCAGCAGCCGUGGUGUUUUGUCCCAACCCUGCCUGCAGGCAUCGUUGCGCCUGCACGGUAAUGCUUACGUCACCUGCUCCUCCCGCUCGCGCUCGUGCCACAUUGACCAGGGCAUGUCGGUUACGAUUGAGGGGACGAUGCACACGACUGGGGGUCGCUUUGCCGUGGACAGCCCUGUGCGAGUGACCGGCAAUUUGCUGACCAACAACACUCGCUUUGAGCGCUAUUACUCAAGCUCGUCCACCAUUGACGUGGAGCAUGACUUGUGUAUUGGUGGCAGCGACAACAUGCAGUACUUCUACUUGCCCGUUCACAUUGCAGGCGGCACAGUGCGCGUGUUCAAUGCCACGCGCUUUAGCUGCCUAUCGCAAGACGGCGGCCGCUUGCACCUGGUUGGCGCCAGCGUCGACGUCACAUAUGAUGGCGCUUGCUCUGCAUAUGUCAACGAGGGCGGUGAAAUUUCUGGCUUUGGACAAAUUGAGGCUGAUCUCUUGUCCUGCCGCUCGUGCCUGCUGAAUGCGGCGGAUGGCGGCAUUGCAGUGCAGGGUGACGCGGACUUGUUGGGCGCCACGCUGGUGACGCGCCUGGCGCCGCAGCAGGCUCGCAACAUGUUCAACGUGUCGGGGCACCUGACCAUCAACUCGACCCGGGCCAACGCGGUGCCGUUUGUGUUCUACAAUGAUAACAGCGGCGCUUUUGACCUGGAUGCCGACGUGUUUGCGACCGUGGGUACAAACGAGGCAGUCGCGGUCCUCAACCCCACCACCAGCUCAGUUCAGACGCAACUGACCUAUGCCGAGGUGACUGUUCGUUAUUAA
Messenger RNA from Monosiga brevicollis MX1, 12180 nucleotides. RefSeq lists its product as uncharacterized. The transcript has 3 exons. Lineage: Eukaryota; Choanoflagellata; Craspedida; Salpingoecidae. The record is from RefSeq and is a predicted model, not a curated record. Bases 1 to 12180 code for a protein of 4059 amino acids.